This is a messenger RNA of Pygoscelis adeliae (Adelie penguin), 1370 nucleotides long. RefSeq names its product cerebral cavernous malformation 2 (gene CCM2). The transcript has 9 exons. Lineage: Eukaryota; Metazoa; Chordata; Aves; Sphenisciformes; Spheniscidae. Gene Ontology annotation, biological process: heart development; vasculogenesis. The annotation marks the transcript as partial. The record is from RefSeq and is a predicted model, not a curated record.
CCUGGAAUAGUGUCUCCUUUCAAACGAGUCUUCCUGAAGGGCGAAAAAGGUCGGGAUAAAAAAGCCCAGGAGAAGGUUACGGAGAGACGGCCUCUGCAUACGGUGGUGGUGUCCCUGCCCGACCGCGUUGAACCAGACGUGCUGCUGAAUGACUACAUCGAGAAAGAAGUGAAGUAUUUAGGUCAGCUCACAUCCAUCCCAGGGUACCUGAAUCCCUCCAGCCGCACGGAAAUCCUGCAUUUGAUCGAUAAUGCAAAGAGAGCACACCAGCUCCCGGGGCAGCUGACCCAGGAACACGAUGCUGUCAUCAGUCUCUCUGCCUACAACAUCAAGCUGGUGUGGAGGGAUGGAGAAGAUCUCAUCCUCAGGGUCCCCAUCCAUGACAUCGCAUCCGUUUCCUACAUCCGAGAUGACUCCUCUCACUUGGUCGUGCUGAAAACAGCUCAGGACCCCGGGAUCUCCCCAAGCCAGAGUCUCUGCGCCGAGAGCUCCAAAGCCCUUACUUCAGGCUCGCUGUCUGAGAGCGGGGUGGUUCCCGUCGAAGCUUGUUGUUUGGUGGUCCUGGCUACGGAGAACAAAGUGACUGCCGAGGAGCUGUGCUCACUUCUCAGCCAAGUCUUCCAGAUUGUUUACACUGAGUCCACGAUAGACUUCUUGGACAGAGCAAUAUUUGAUGGAGCGUCCACGCCGACACGGCACAUGUCCUUACACAGUGAUGACUCUUCUACGAAAGUGGAUGUUAAGGAAUCUUACGAAACGGAAGCAAGCACUUUUUCCUUUCCAGAAACCUUGGAUGCAGGUGACAACUCCCCCUCUUCCUUCUCCACACAACAGUCUCCGCACAUUAAGACAGUCAGCGAGAGCGAGCUGAGCACCACGGCGACAGAGCUGCUCCAGGACUAUAUGAUGACGCUCCGAACAAAACUCUCUUCCCAAGAGAUCCAGCAGUUCGCAAUGCUCCUGCACGAGUAUCGCAACGGGGCUUCGAUCCACGAAUUCUGCAUCAACUUGAAGCAGCUCUACGGGGACAGUAGAAAGUUCCUGCUCUUAGGUCUUCGCCCCUUCAUCCCCGAGAAGGACAGCCAACACUUCGAGAACUUCCUCGAGACCAUCGGGGUGAAGGACGGCCGGGGCAUCAUCACAGACAGUUUCGGGAGGUACAGGCGGACUCUGAGCACCACCUCCAACUCCACCACCAACGGCAACGGCGCUGCCGGCAGCUCGGAUGACCAGUCCGUCCCUUCGGAGGAGGACGAGUGGGACCGAAUGAUCUCGCACAUCAGCAACGACAUCGAAGCCCUGGGGUGCAGCAUGGACCGCGAUUCCUCCUGAGAGUGAGCGGGGGGGGGAGGGCGGCCCCCAGCAGCUCC